Messenger RNA from Pogoniulus pusillus (Red-fronted tinkerbird), 2242 nucleotides. It is a transcript of the gene C1H14orf39, whose product is annotated as chromosome 1 C14orf39 homolog. Gene Ontology annotation, biological process: homologous chromosome pairing at meiosis; oogenesis; meiotic DNA double-strand break processing involved in reciprocal meiotic recombination. Gene Ontology annotation, cellular component: central element. The record is from RefSeq and is a predicted model, not a curated record. The transcript has 18 exons. NCBI's taxonomy places the organism in Eukaryota, Metazoa, Chordata, Aves, Piciformes, Lybiidae. The coding region runs from base 1 to 1785 and encodes 594 amino acids.
AUGAAGCUAUGGGAGCGGGGCGGUGGCCUUUACAGAAUGAGUGACAGGCUUUUGAGCAACUUAGACAAACUUCUGCUUGAGUUUGUUUUCCAGCUAGAACAAACUUCUUAUGCUAAGGAACAUGUCACUCAACAGAUAAAUUUGCUUUCUGCAAAAAUAAUGGAAAAAAAGAAGGAAAUUGCUAGGCUGGAGGAAAAUAUAAAUAACAGCAACGAUGCAAUUGCUGAUUUGCAGAAGCAAAAUAAAAGUAGUAAGGAGAGCUGCAAGGCCUGGAAGCCUACCUAUGUAAUUCUUAGCAAGCAUGAAGAAUAUCUGAAAAAUGAACUCGAAUCUUUACAAGAAGCUGUAGAAAAAGAGAGGAAAAUGUAUCAGGAUUACAUAACUCAGUAUAAAGAGGUUUUGGAGCAACACCGUGAAAAAUAUGCAGAAACUGCCCUUGCACAGAAGUAUUACAAAAAGAAGAAAGAGGUUGAAGAAAUCCAAAGCAGAAUUUUGAAACAGUGUGAAAAAUAUAAAUGGAAAGAAGAUGCUUGUUUGGAUAUUCUGGAUCCUGUUCCUUUUAAAUCCCUAAAUGACUGGGCUUUACAGAUUGCUUCUUCAAGGCAAAAAACACAGGAAAUGUUAAAGCUUGCUGCAGCUGCUACACAAGAAUCCAUCCAACUAGAAAAAGAAUCAGAGGAAUUAGAAAUGAAAAUUAAGUAUUUGAAAAAGACAUUUGAAGAGGCUACAGAAGAUCAAAAUAAUUCCAAAACAAUUGAAAGGAAAAAGCAGAAAAGUCUAGAGAAGCCAAAGGAGUUUAAAGAAAGAGUAUUUGAGGAGAGUAAACAUCCAUCUUUACCAAGCGAGAAACACCAACUGCGUAAGCCACUGCGUGUCCCAUGUGCCCCUCGGAAAUUAGUCCAGUCUGUACAGAGUAUUCGCUUCCCAAUGCAACGAAUGGAAACAGGGAGAGAAGAAAAAGAACAACCCGUGGAACCUCCAGUGACCGCUAGCAGUUCCUCCAGCCUUGCAGAAGACUCACCACAGAUGGCUAUUGAAACUGCAGGGAGUAGUAACCCACAACUUACCCAGGUUCCAUCAAUAGCAAGUUUACAAACCCAAAUGCAAUUCAGACUGGUACUUCCUCCAAAGCAGAUGACUUCCAAUCAACAGCUUGAGAGUGAAAAUGCAGUUAUAGCAAAUCAAGAGGCCAAAUGUGUUGCUAAAGAAGCAGAAGAUGAACCAAAAGAUUCUUCAUAUAUACCUCAAGACCUACACACGUGCUUUAAGUCAAAUGAGGAUAACUCUGACACAGCAGAAGAAAGUGUGGAGCAUUUCUUAAGGCCACCUAAAACACCUGAGUCUAAGGGGAAGGAACCUCAGUUUUCUAAAACACCUCCAUUUGACUUCAUUCACAAUUUAGGUUGUGAAGAAGGAACAUCAAAAUCUCCUGCCUUUUUUUCUCUCAUGAACUUCUCCCAGAAAUCACCUGGCUUUAAUUUGUUUGAUUCCUCUGUGUUUGGGGCAGAAAAUUCAGCUGAUGAGACAGAGGAAGGUUAUCCUGUGGGAAAUUCAAACCCUCUGUCUCCACAGAAAGAUAUUGGAAGCUUGUUUGGGAAAUCAGAAAGUGAGGAUGCAUUUGCCUUUCCCUUCCCCUCGGAAUCAGCUUCUCAUGCAUUUGGAGAUGGAAAAGAUGACUUUAGUUUUCCAUUUGCAUUUGGACAGGAUCAGAGAUCAUCAGAGUCUCCUUCUGUUAAAGGUUUUCAUUCUUCCCUACAAAAUACAAAACCAUUUACAUUCUUUUGAAUACCUUUGACUUCCUUUUAAAAUCUUCUCCUGCUUAGCCUUGACAAAUGUUUUCUAUUUCUGAAGUUAAAGUAAAAGCAUUUCAUCUUCUUUCACUUCUUGUAAGAAUGUGUUAUUGCAAUUGCUUUAAGAGCAUGAGUAUGUUCAUCAGGCACGCGUGCUUUGAGGUGCACCUUUCAUUUUUCUUCCUUGUUUUCCACAUAUGUCACUCUUAUAAAAUGUUACAAUACACUCUUGUUAAAUUUGCACUUGUGAAAAUUUUAUGGUAGUGUGUUGAAUCAAUUAAAUGCCUGUGAGAGCUUCUAAACGGCUUCUUGAUAUAAACUAAACCUGUGUUACUCAGAGUGACUAUUGUAGGAGCUAAAUCUGAAUUUGAGUUAAUGACAAUGUUCUUAAACCAGCUGUUGUACACAGAAUAUUUAUCAAAUGUUUCAAAUAAAAGUUUUUGUUAAUUUUA